UUGACGAAGCCGGAUUACAACGACGACAAUAGGGAGAGAGCUGUCUCCUGGUCCGAUCGCUCUGGAGACCGUGAGGAGGGGUAUCGCCAGCACAACCUCAAGGGCUCCAAAGCCUUGUACUUUGCUCAGUGUGGCGAAGAAAACGAGACCUGGCUCCCUCUUCUCGAGAAAGCAUAUGCCAAAGCUCAUGGAGAUUAUGAAGCAAUUGACGGUGGCUUGACGGGAGAGGGCAUCGAGGACCUUACGGGUGGAGUAACAACGACGCUCUUCACUAACGACAUACUGGACAGAGAAGUCUUUUGGCAGAACCUGUUGCGAGUCAACCAAGAUCAUCUCUUUGGAUGCUUUACGGGUUGUCUACACAGUGGCGCGGCCGACAGCCGAUCUGGGAUUUUUGAGGGACACGCAUAUUCCGUCCUGAAAGUCGUUGAGGUGAAGGGAGAGCGUUUGGUUUUGCUGCGCAACCCGUGGGGCAACUCUGAGUGGACUGGACCUUGGGGGGACGGCACAAAGGAAUGGACGCCGGAAUGGAUGCAGUUGUUAGGCCAUCGCUUUGGUAACGAUGGGGUCUUUUGGAUGUCUUACAAAGAUCUCCUUCGUAUCUUUGAUUCAUGGGAUAUCACUCGCCUCUUCGACUCCGAUUGGAAGACCACUCAAGUGUGGACGACCAUUGAGGUCCCCUGGACAGCAGACUAUCACAGUACGAAGUUUGAGAUGACUGUCAGCAAGGCUGGACCUCAUGUCAUCGUCUUGUCACAGUUAGAUGAUCGGUAUUUUCAAGGAUUGGAAGGCCAGUAUAUAUUCUCGCUUCAGUUUAGGUUGCACAAGAAAGCCGACGAUGACUACAUUUUGCGAAGCCAAAGCUGGAUGUUUAGCACUCGCAGCGUGAACGCUGAGGUUGAUCUUGAGCCUGGUACUUAUACGGUGCUAAUCAAAGUCACCGCAACUAAAUGUGCAUCUCCAAAACCAGUCGAGGAGGUCGUACGUCUGACGUACAGGGAGAAGCCAGCGAAGCUUAUACAGAUUGGCUUGAGCUAUGACCUUGCGCAUGCCAAGGGUCAGCCUGUGCCUCGUUCACCGGAGGAACAGAAAAAGGUGGACGCAGCUGCCAAGGCCGCGAAGAAGGAAGAGAAACGCGCCCUGAAGCGCCAGGAAAAGGAAAAGAAAAAGAAAGCUCUGGCAAAGCAAGCGAAGAAGCAACAGAAGAAGCGUGAGAAGGCCGGGAAGAAAGGAAAGAAGACCGGCACGGACAUGAAGAGCAAGUGGGAAUCUAAGAAGGAGGAAGUUGCAGAGAGCCAGGAUGCCUCCUCCACCAAACCCGCCGAUCCUGCGCCCGAAGACGACAGUGAAUAUCACAAAGUCUCAGCCCCGGUUAGUCCCGUCACGGCUACGUCUGCACAUGCUGUCAAGGCUGGAGACCAGGAACCCGAGGAUCCACAGCUUGAAGACCAGAAGGCCGAGUGAUACCUCCGGGUCCAACUCGGACUCAGACAGCGAUUCUAGCGAUUCCGACACUGACACUGAAGGUCAAACCGUUGUCAACCAGCCUGAAGCUGCCCAAGAAGAGGUGGAGAAGGACGAGAUUGAGAAGUGGCCCUGGAACGCUGUUGGUGUGGUCGGUCUCCGUGUCUACUCUCAGUCAUCUGCAGUCACGCUCGAAGUCAAGGUUGGCGAGGAAGGUGAAAAGGCUCCGCUCGACAUGGACGAUUCGGCUAAGGAUGCCCACGAGAAGGGGAAGGAUGCUCCUGAAGAUGAGGCAGAGAAGUCAUCAAGUACGUAGUUCACCCCAUAUAGCACUGUUAGGCUUUUUUGGAUAGCCCUAUAGCGCUAUAAUUUCUAUUCAUUCUGAUAUUGAAUCAAUAGCCGACAUAUCUG
Messenger RNA from Saitoella complicata NRRL Y-17804, 1875 nucleotides. RefSeq names its product cysteine proteinase. NCBI's taxonomy places the organism in Eukaryota, Fungi, Ascomycota, Saitoellomycetes, Saitoellales, Saitoellaceae. Gene Ontology annotation, cellular component: cytoplasm. Gene Ontology annotation, biological process: proteolysis. The transcript has 2 exons. The record is from RefSeq and is a predicted model, not a curated record. Gene Ontology annotation, molecular function: calcium-dependent cysteine-type endopeptidase activity. The annotation marks the transcript as partial.